ACCUAACAACGACAACAAGUUUUUAAAAUUAAGCUUUAAAUUUUUUCCUUUAAUCUUGUUAAAAUACUGCUUGUGUCAUCUUUAAAUAUAAAUUUAAAUAUAAAGCAGUAGGGGGAAAGGCGGUAUUAAAAAAGCUCUUCAGAAUUUCAUGCUUUAUAUAUGAGGUUUGGGACAUGGGUCCAGAUACAGGCCCCUGGAGGCCAGAGGGGUUCUUAGUGAACUCUCAAUAUAUUUUGUGGGUAGAUUUAGGCUGUUUAUUUUCUAAGAGAAGGCUCUCACUUUUAUGAUUUGCUGGGCCCACAAUUAUUUAAAUAAUCUCUGGCUAUUAGGAGAGUUAUUUUCAGGUAAUCUAAUGUAGUCUCUUCAUUCAGCACUAGGAAGGUUAUAUUUGAGAAAGUUUCUGACACAUAAAAUAACAAUUUUAGAACAAUUUUGAAAAUGAGACACAUAAUAAGUGAGCCCCAGAUUCAGGUACAGUAAAAAUGAUUGGAUCAUUUUGGGGUCCUCACAGACAUCCUGCUAGCCUUCUAAUAAAUUCAAUUUUCAAGUUAAAUUAAUCUUGAAGUCGGUUUCUAUUUACUACAAUUCAAAAUAUAUGUUGACUAAAACACACAGUUCUUACGCUCAAGUAACACUCUAUUCAACUUUGCACUGGAGGUCCUAGUAUAGUGAGGAAACAAAAGAAGUUUGAGGAUUGCAAAGGGAAAAGCAAAACUGUAUUAAACACAGACAUGAUUAGAAAAUCCCAAUGACUCUAUAGAAAACUAAUCAUUAAAAGAGUUUAACAGCUCUUUUUCCGGCUGGAACCAUGGAGGGUGUCGAAGAAAAGAAAAAGAAGGUUCCUGAUGUGCCAGAAACCCUUAAGAAAAAGCGAAGGAAUUUCGCAGAACUAAAGAUCAAGCGCCUGAGAAAGAAGUUUGCCCAAAAGAUGCUUCGAAAGGCAAGGAGGAAGCUUAUCUAUGAAAAAGCUAAGCACUAUCACAAGGAGUAUAGGCAGAUGUACAGGACUGAAAUUCGAAUGGCUAGGAUGGCAAGAAAAGCUGGCAACUUCUGUGUACCUGCAGAACCCAAGUUGGCAUUUGUUAUCAGGAUCAGAGGUAUCAAUGGUGUGAGCCCAAAGGUUCGAAAGGUGUUGCAGCUUCUUCGCCUUCGCCAGAUCUUCAAUGGCACUUCUGUUAAGCUCAACAAGGCUUCAAUUAACAUGCUGAGAACUGUGGAACCAUAUAUUGCGUGGGGAUUCCCAAACCUGAAGUCAGUGAAUGAACUGAUCUAUAAGCAUGGUUAUGGCGAGAUCAAUAAGAAGCGAAUUGCCCUGACGGAUAACACUUUGAUGGCACGAUCUCUUGGUAAAUAUGGCAUCAUCUGCAUGGAGGAUCUGAUUCAUGAGAUCUAUACUGUUGGGAAACGCUUCAAAGAAGCAAACGACUUCCUGUGGCCCUUCAAAUUAUCUUCUCCACGAGGUGGAAUGAAGAAAAAGACCACCCAUUUUGUAGAAGGUGGAGAUGCUGGCAACAGGGAAGACCAGAUCAACAGGCUUAUUAGAAGGAUGAACUAAAGGUGUCUACCGUGAUUAUUUUUGUAAUCUGGUCAGUUAAUAAAACUGUAACUGCUUUCAAAUUGAGAAAAAAAAAACGAGUUUAACAAGGUAGCUACAUAAGAAAUGAUUAACAAAAAUGAAUUCCAUUUAUACAACCAACAAAACACAGAAAAUAUACAUUUUAAAAAGAUACCAAUUUCAAUAACAAACUUAUACUUAGGAGUAAAUCUAAC
Molecule: messenger RNA, 1770 nt
Organism: Loxodonta africana (African savanna elephant)
Lineage: Eukaryota; Metazoa; Chordata; Mammalia; Proboscidea; Elephantidae
Product: large ribosomal subunit protein uL30-like
Exons: 1
Coding region: 809-1555 (248 amino acids)
Biological process (GO): maturation of LSU-rRNA from tricistronic rRNA transcript (SSU-rRNA, 5.8S rRNA, LSU-rRNA)
Cellular component (GO): cytosolic large ribosomal subunit
Molecular function (GO): structural constituent of ribosome; RNA binding
Source: RefSeq, a predicted model, not a curated record